GCUGGAAAUAAUGCUCCGGCUACUUUAUUAUUUGUGCGCUACAACAAAAAGCACUCUGGCGUGUGUUCGCCUCAACUAAUUGUUGCUUACUCCAGACGAGAAUCCCUCCCUGCAGGCUUACAUCUCUGCAGCAUCCUUGCAGAGAAGCUGCCGAUUCCAUUUUUCCCGGCUGCAUUUCGAGGUGCCAUCGACAGAACCGGAGACUGGGCUCAAGCAGAUCUGUGCUCCCGCACAGCCGCCCGGACCGGCAGGUCUCAUUCAUCGGUGUGCAUGGGAGUCAAUUAUUAGGAAGUUCAUUUCACCAGCCACGCACAAGCGUCUCGUGCAUGGAUUUAGGUUGACGCGAAUGAUUAAAGGGAGCCAGAGGCUGGUGUGCAGAUGAUGAUUACGAAUCCGUGCUCGUCAGACGCGGCGCUGUUCACCUGGAAUACCUGAAGCUCUCCAAUGACACGCAUCAACUUAUCAACACUGUUGCAUGUUUUGACGGCUGACAUGUCGGCCCCUGUGGCCUAGCCCGUAGAUAUAUCAGAUCGGGUGUUGAUCGAAGCCCCUGAGUGCCAGAAACUCGCAGAAUCACUGUCCCCUCCAGAGGAUGCUGCCUGACGCGCAAUGAUGCCCGGGACUCGGAGGAUUUUCUGAUCAGGAUGACAUUUGGUUAAAACACUCGUGGACACACAGAAUCAACUCUCUCGUUAAUUUUUUUUUUUCAUAUUGCGCCAAUAAGAAGCUGCAACAAGAUCCGACCUCUGCCCAACUCAGACUCUCGUUUUUUUAGACUCGGUUCGGGGAGAUGGCCGCGAUCGCCAGCUCCCUGAUCCGGCAGAAACGCCAGGCGAGGGAGUCGAACAGCGAUCGGGUCUCUACUUCGAAACGUCGCCCCAGCCCCAGCAAAGACCCCCGCUCUCUGUGCGAGAGGCAUUUCUUGGGGGUCUUCAGCAAAGUCCGUUUCUGCAGCGGCAAGAAAAGACCCGUUCGGCGGCGUCCAGAUGCACCCUCGAAACCUCCACAGGUGUCCCAUAAGGGCUGCAGGCUAGAGCCGCAGCUGAAAGGCAUCGUGACACGACUGUUCAGCCAGCAGGGUUUCUACCUGCAGAUGCAGCCGGAUGGAACCAUCGACGGCAGCAAGGACGAGAACAGCGACAACACCCUGUUUAAUCUUAUUCCUGUGGGUCUGAGAGUGGUGGCCAUCCAGGGAGUGAAGAGUGGCUUCUACAUCGCCAUGAAUGGCGAGGGCAUGCUCUACAGCUCGGAGAUGUUCACGCCGGAGUGCAAGUUCAAGGAGUCUGUUUUUGAGAACUACUAUGUGAUCUACUCAUCCACUGUGUACCGGCAGCAGGAGUCGGGUCGGGCCUGGUUCCUCGGACUCACGAAGGAGGGACAAGUCAUGAAGGGCAACCGGGUCAAGAAGACCAAGCCCUCGUCACACUUUGUGCCCAGGCCCAUUGAAGUUUGUAUGUACAGGGAGCCGUCAAUGCAUGAGAUAGAGGAAAAGCACCGCUCCAGGAAGAGCUCAGGGACUCCCACCAUGAACGGAGGGAAAGCCGUCAAUCAGGACUCCACAUAGCAGUGGGGGGAGGGGCUUCCAACAGGGGGGAGUGGCCUCAUCCUGACUCAGGGGGAGGGGCCUUAGGAAAACCCAACGCCCCCCCCCCUCAAAAUACGCACCACCAUCCCCUCUGAAAAAAAGAGGGCCUUGCGGCGACAAGGAGCUACUACUGUACACCCAAGACAACAAAAACAAAACUGAACUCUUGCCUGUGAAAACCUUUUAGAUGAAUUAAUAUGAAAACAGAGGAGAUAUAUAUCUAUAUAUGAA
Messenger RNA from Plectropomus leopardus (leopard coralgrouper), 1816 nucleotides. RefSeq names its product fibroblast growth factor 12a (gene fgf12a). Gene Ontology annotation, molecular function: growth factor activity. The record is from RefSeq and is a predicted model, not a curated record. NCBI's taxonomy places the organism in Eukaryota, Metazoa, Chordata, Actinopteri, Perciformes, Serranidae.